Messenger RNA from Sclerotinia borealis F-4128, 765 nucleotides. Lineage: Eukaryota; Fungi; Ascomycota; Leotiomycetes; Helotiales; Sclerotiniaceae. The record is from the annotation of a GenBank genome assembly.
AUGGAUGAAGCCCAAACCAUCCUAUAUCUCAGACCUCAAUCGCCUAGAUCUAUUGAAGCAAUGGAUCUAAUCGAUAAUAAACUUUGCCUAUUUGAAUUGGAUCCACCUCCCAAAUCUUUUGACGAACGCCUGGAAGUUACAUCGAAUCACGAAAAUGAACAAGAGGAAAAUGACGGGUCUCGUGAAAGCAGCCCUGACCGAAGGGUUCUUCGACUCACAUUUGAUUCUUCGAAAAAACCCUCUCCCAGAGGAUUCGAAAUUGGGUGCGAAAGCAGCUCCGAUGUCAAAGUGCCGUCUUGCAGCAGUCAACCCAAGGCCCACUUUACAAUUCGUUAUAAUUUCUCCAGCGGCGCGCUAUUAGUUACAGCCUUGGGGGAUUUUAUGAAAGUUGGCAAGACUGGUUUGAAAAAGGAUAGCUCCUUAGUUCUCCAACAGGUCGAGUUUCCAAACCUCAAAGCUUGCGCCGAACAGCACCAGCGGAACUAUGAAACAUAUGCCGCAAAUGCCGGAAUUAUUGGAGCUGUGUAUCUGCAAACUUCUCAAGAGAAAAGAUCAAAGAUUGGCGAGAGACACAGAAGCGUCAAUAUCCUCGGUAAUGGUAGCUUUGCUGUGGUUCACAGAGCACUGCAUAUUGAUACAGCAGACUUGUUCGCUAUCAAGGUUAUUCACUCGCCAAGCAAAGAUGAAGAAGAAUGUAUCAGAGAGAUCAAGAUAAUGAAAUCUCUUCAACAUGAACGCAUCAUCAGAUUUGUGGAUGCCUUUUGA